AUGGACUCCACCGCAAUGUUUCGCGAGGUCGCCCUGUGCGGGUUGGCGCAGGAGCAGGGCAUCGCCGCUCUACGGGCGUGCCUCGCCGACGCCCGCGGCGAUGAGACACUUCGCUUCACCGAGAUCACUUCUGCCAUGGCACGUCGUGCUGUCGUGUGGGGCGAUUCCUCGGCGUGGGAUGACAUAAAGGUUGUUCUCCAGACUCGCUUGGCCCCCGGCUCUCGGCCGUUGCCAUCCGAAGUCAUGUCCGUCUGUGCUGCCCAUUUCCGCGAUGCAGAUUUCAUCGUUCCCGACCCCAAGGAGGACGCUGUCAUUGUCCACGGUGGGCUGGACAACGGGUACGGGUCCGCGGAGGAUGGGUGCCACUUCUUGCCGCUGCUCCAUGUCGACGAGUACCGCCUGUUGCCCCCGUGCUCGUCACCGAAAUGGGCCGACAUGGUGGCGGCCGUCGCCGCUCGCAGUGGUGAUCUCGCGCUGGAGUCGCGCGUCCGUGACGGGGGCGACUGCUACUUCCACGCGCUUCUCGUCCUCCUGCAUUUCCGGGGCGUGCUCAUGCUCGCGCCGAGCGGCGUGUCCGCGGCCCCGGGGGGAGCGAGUGCCAGUCUUCGCGUCCCGGACCCCACGGGCGAGAGCGUCGCCGCAUUGCAGGCCAAAGUCGAAGGGCUCCCAGAGGACGAGGCAUCGGACGCGAUCGAAGAGUUCCUGUUUCCUGACAUCGUCUUCGAGGGUUUUAAGACGAAGGAGGAGGUCUACGAGACAGUGCGCCAGAGGGUCAUGAAGGCGUGGGAGGACACCCGGUCUCACCGCCAGAUUGCCAGCGAGCUGGAUUUCGAUUUGCGCACCAUCGCGCCGAAGCUGUUGGCGGACGCCGUGCACACCGCAGGAAAGGCCCGGGGUCUCUCUGCGGAGGCGCUGCUCUCCGCCGUGGAGUGCAACAUGGGUUUCAUCGAGGCGCCCGGAACAAAGCUGACGCACUUGCGGAUGUCAGGCCAUUACAUUUCCCCUGGCCCGCCCCUCUUGAUCGGCAGCGCGUCCUCCACGCGGAAGUCGGCCUUGAUGCAGUGCACGGACAAGUGGUUGACGCAGGUCCCGGAGGCCUCCCCUGUUUUCAAAGACAAGUUGGCCAUGAACACGGACUGCACCACGAAGGGCAUUCGGAAGCAGCUUGAAGAACACGGCCGGUGCGGCAUCUCCAGCGACGAGGCCGCAAACACGUUCCAGACGCCCUUCAGCGACGUGGAGUCCGGGGUGCACUAUCUCAGCUGCGCGAAGCUUAACACGUGGACGCAGAGCGAGCACGACGGACCGGCGACUGGCAACGGCAAGGUGUCUUUGGACAAUUACAAUUUCAUGCUCAGGUGCGCGGGCCAGACAGAGGUCGUCGAGUUUAUCGUCAUGCCGAAAGUGCACGGGUUCCAGAAGCGCAUGCAGACGGACGCGCGCGCGGACGACGGGGUCGAUUCCGAACAGAGCGACUCCUUCAUCGAGCGUCUGCACGGGUGGAUGCACGAGCAUUGUUCUGAUGUCGCCAGCGUUCUCUCGCUCGACGGCUUCGCCUACACCAUAUACCGUGCUGCGAAGCAGGCUUUUGAUGAUAUCUGUCAGACCGUGCCAAUGCCGCCGGCAUUCAAGACGAAGUUGAAUUUCUUUCACAGCGACUUGCUUCGCGCAACGCACCGGGUGCACCGCGGGGACCAGUUCGCCAGGCAUUUCAUCGCCCGGCAUGCUGCCCAGGGCGACGACGCCCUGGCGCCGCAACCGCCUUUUGAUGCUGCUUGCGGGUGUUGUCUUCCCAGUGUGAACGAAAUCACGAUGGGGCUCCACAAGGUUCUCCGCCAAAUUGAACUUCACUUCGGGCUGUACCGCUUCCACGUCGCCCACGCUGCCGAGGGCAACCAUCGCUCCGGCGCCGACGGCAGGUGCGCAGGCGGACCUUCGGCGGCCGUGCUGGCCGCUCCUGACGUCGCGGAGAUAGCGAUGAGGGCCCUCAUGCCGUCCGAGCUGAUGCGGCAGUUCCUGCUCACUCGCGCUCCCAAGGGGCAGAUUUUCACGGAGGCGGACGCGAGGCAGUGGCUCAGGAAUAAGAGGGACACGUGGUUCAGAACGGACCUGGCAAAGAAGAUCUCCGACGGCUUGACAGCGCUGGUCGCGGCUAAUCUCCUGGACAGGGUCGCGGACUCCGCCGAUGCGGGGGACUCCACGCAGAGGGCCAAGGCGGCGCAAGGCAAGCGCAAGGGCAACCCCAAGGGCAAGGGCAUGUUCAAGAAGCGCAAGCUCGAGGAGAUCGUUGCGGACGCAGAUGCCACGGAGGAACGCAAGCGCCUGCGGGUGAGCACGAGCGAAUUCGACGCGCACCGCACUCGACAACGCUACCCAGCCCACUACGAGCUGCUAAUGGAGGUGCUCUCAGAUCAUGACAAGAAGGCCGUCGAGGAUCUGCAGUAUCGGCGUAUCGUCCCUGAGGAUUACGAAUUGCUGUCCGGACUGGACGCGAGCGUGUCCCGCAGCGCCCGGGAUAUGGACUACAUCAACAGCGUGCUCGAGCGGUGCAAGGGCGGACACCCCGGCGAUCCGGCGCCCGCGAAUUGUAUGAUUUGCAUGGAGGAUGUCCCGUGCCGCCACCUACCUUGCAGGCAUUCGUUCUGCUCCGACUGCCUCGUUUCAAGUUGGUCCAAGGUGGACGCGCUCGGCCUGAUUUGCCCUGCGUGCAGGCAAGAUGUGGCGGAAGGGUUGGCGCUCGCGGAGGAGAGAAAGGCCGGUGUCGCCACGGGCGGUUGCACCGAGGGCGCCGCGGGCGCAGGGGGCGCUGCGGAGCAGGGCGUCGGCGCUGCCGCCGCCAGCGCGGCCAGGCCCCUCGAGGGCGCCGCCCGCGCUGGUGCCGCGGGCGCGGGAGGCGUGGCCCAGGCGUCCGAAGAGGGCGACGUUGCGGGGGAGGGUGGCGAAAAGACGGUAUGGCAGUGCGUGGUCGCUACCAUUCUGUCCGAAUCCCCAGACCUCUCCUCGGAAGUCGCGAAGCGCCUCCAAGUGGGGGACCGUCUCGAGGGCCUCGCCGUGCCUCGGAUGGAGGGCCCGGUGAUGCGGGUGCACGUGAGGAUCGGAGACAAAGUCGGCUGGGUGACGUUGCGGAGCACUUCGGGCAAGGAGCUCGUCUCAGUCUUGGGCGCCGACGCUCACCCUGGCGCUGCCGACGGCCGUGGCGCGCCUGCCCUGGCGCCCGGGGUGCCCUCGCCAAGAGCCCCGCAGUCGCGCCCGAUGGCGGCCCCCGAUGGCGCUGCGUUGUCGAGAUCGGCGGACCCGCCGCCCGCGGUCCGAGGGGGAGGCGGUGCCGGGGAUGCCCCGAGCCCAAUUCCCCCCCCAGUCGCUGACGGCCCGCCCGCGAGAUCGGCGGACCUGCCGCCCGCGGUCCGGGCGGGAGACGGUGCCGGGGAUGCCCCGAGCCCAAUUCCCCCCCCAGUCGCUGACGGCCCGCCCGCGGGGCUGCCCGCGGGGGCAAUGACGCAGCAUAUGAUAGUAGAUGCGCAGUAUUUGGAGAUGGCAGUGAAGGGCAUCAAGAACAAGGAGUACCGCGGGUUGAAGACCGAUUACUGGCGACGUCGGUUCCUCCAGGGUGGGCGGGACUGGCACGUCACCCGCGUGAGGAUGAGGGCCGGCCGCGAGAAGUUCAGGCCGGAGGCGGUGUUCGAGAUCGUCAACAAGGAGGUGAUCAAGGUGGCCGACUUGGCCGACGAGUGCUUGCCCGACCGAGGUACGGAGGCGUGGGGCCGGCUGUUCGGCGGGUGCACGGAAGUGCUGGUGUUGCACCUCGGUGGCAUCGUAGAGAACCGCACCGAAUGGCGGCGCGAGGUGGAGGGCGCGCAAGGGGGCCCGGUGCUGCGCGCGGUUUCCCCCGAGCGCGCGGGCGCCCAGGACGACGCGGAGGACAUGGAGGGGCAGGGCCGCGUGCUCGUCGGCCAGGGCAUCGGCGCGGAAGAAGAGCAGGCGAAGUGGAGGCUGGCGAGCUCCUUCCUGUCGCGGCGCGGAGGCCUCGUCUGGAACGAGGUGGUGGAGGCAGCACUGGGCGACAAGCAGAAGCUGUUCGACCGCGUCGUGGACUUCCGGGGCAUGCGCGCGACGCUGCUCACAAUGUCAAUCGGGGCGCUGAGACAAAUCGGCCAGGCUGCCAUGUUGCACCGGGACGUGAUCCGGGAGAAGAAGCCUGCACUUGUCUACCACCUAAUCUGCUGGUACCGCCAGGCGGCGGUCGAUGACGCGGCGUCGGCGGCCCCGCCCGCCGAGCCGGCGGCGGAGGAGGCGGAGACGGAGGAGAACCCGUUGGCGGACGCCCCACUCCUGAUCCCGCGCGCCAAAGUGGCGCGGAUCAUCCGCGCCCUGCUGCCGCUGUUGUCGGCGAAGAGGUCCGGCCACGCAGAAGGCGCGCCGCUGAAAAUCACCGAUGAGGCCGUGGGUGCCGUCCACGAGCACCUCGAGUACGUCCUGCGCGCUCUGGUGAGCGACGCUUUCGCUGUGGCCGAGUGGGCGAAUAAAGACCGCGUGAAGAAGAUGUCCAUGACUGCGCUGGCCGUCCGGAUGUCAGGCUCUAUCCAGACGAAGACGUUCGUGGCCAGCAAGCGGAAGCGCAGGCUUGCCAACGUCCUGGAUGACCUUGCGAAGCUCGCGGGGAGUGUUUACGACGGCGAUGCGCCGGUCGACUGGGUUGGUUGCGACGAGCUGUCCGAUUUCCUCUUCAGGAAGUUCAUCUCGGCCGAGAAAAGUGAGAAGAUUCGCGUGCCUGCGGCAGCUUUCAGGGAUAUGCGGUGUUUCACGUUCCACUUCCUCGACGCGUUCCUUUCCCAGGGCGUCGAAUCGGCGCGCCGCUGCGGUAAGAACACUCUGACCAAGCGGAUCCCCGAGCCUUCGGCCCAAUCUGCCCCCUGGCUGGCCUGGGUCGCGGGCACGAGGGCGUGGCUCCGGGAGGGCGGCGCUGCGGGUGGCAUGUCGAACGGGGGGGCGCGCGAUCUGGAGGCGGCAGGCGACGGUCUCAUGGAGCAGGCCGGCAAGAGGUGGAACAAGACCACGAGGGCGUUCGACGCGGUGGCCGGACACGCCGCUUGCCCCGAAGAUGCGAAGUACAAGAAGCAGGCGAAGGAGAAGUACGACGAAGCGAGAAGGAAACGCGUGCAACUUAAAGGAAUGGUAGAGCAGUCCGUGAACAAAGACGGCACCAAUGACGUGAAGAACGCGAAGGGCCAUCAGGACGCCAUCGACUAUAUCGACGCCAAGAAGAGCGAGUUUCGACAGUUGCAGAUGGACUCCACCGCCAUGUUCCGCGAGGUCGCCCUGUGCGGGUUGGCGCAGGAGCAGGGCAUCGCCGCUCUGCGGGCGUGCCUCGCCGACGCCCGCGGCGACGAGACACUUCGCGCCACCGAGAUCAGUUCUGCCGUGGCGCGUCGCGCCGUCGUAUGGGGCGAUUCCGCGGCGUGGGAUGACAUGAGGGAUUGUCUCCAGUCUCGGUUGGCCCCCGGGCCCCGGCCGCUGCCAUCCCAAGUCGCGUCCGUGUCUGCCGCCCACUUCCGCGAUGCAGAUUUCACCGUUCCCGACCCGAGGGAAGACGCUGUCCUGGUCCACGGCGGGUUGGAGAACGAUUACGAGUCCGCGGAGGAUGGGUGUCACUUCUUGCCGCUGCUUCACGUCGACGAGCAUGGCCAGUUGCCCCCGUGCCCGUCACCGAAGUGGGCCGACAUGGUGGCGUCCGUCGCUGGUCGCAGCGGCGAUCUCGUGCUGGAGUCGCGCGUCCGCGACGGGGGCGACUGCUACUUCCACGCGCUCCUCGUCCUCCUGCAUUUCCGGGGCGUUCUGCUGCUCGCGACGGGCGGCGCGUCGGCGGCACCUGGGGGGGGCGGUGCCGGGGUUGCCCCGAGCCCCCCUUCCCCCGCGGGCUCACCAGCCGGCCCAGGUCCAAUCGUUGACGGACCUCGGAAGAGCCCCGAGCUCGCCUCUCAGCCCCCGCCUGAGUCGCCAGCUUCUGCGGAGAUGGCGUCGCCUGUGUCGUUCACCCCCUUCAGGAAUGGGGCGCGAUUCGAGGAUUCUCUUGCAGAGAGUGCCAGCUUUCGCGUCCCAGACCCCACGGGCGAGAGUCUUGCCGCAUUGCAGGCUAUAGUCGAAGAGCUCCCGGAGGACGAGGCAUCGAAAGCGAUCGAAGAGUUCUUGUUCCCCGACAUUGUCUUCGAGGGAUUAAAAACGAAGGAGGAGGUGCACGAGACAGUGCGCCACAGGGUCAUGAGGGCGUGGGAGGACACCCGGUCCCACCGCCAGAUUGCCAGCGAGCUGGAUUUCGAUUUGCGCACCAUCGCGCCGAAGCCGUUGGCGGACGCCGUCCACGUCGCAGGCAAGGCCCGGGGUCUGUCCGCGGAAGCGCUGCUCGCCGCCGUCGAGUGCAACAUGGGUUUCAUCGAGGCGCCUGGAACGACGCUCACGCACUUGCCGUCGUCAGGCCAUUACAUUUCCCCUGGCCAGCCCCUCUUGAUUGGCAGUGCGUCCUCCACGCGGAAGUCACCUUUGAUGCAGUGCACGGAUAAAUGGUUGACGCAGGUCCUGGAGGCCUCCCCUGUUUUCAAAGACAAGUUGGUCAUGAACACGGACUGCACCACGGAGGGUAUUCGGAAGCAACUCGAAGAACACAGGCGGUGCGGCAUUUCCAGCGACGAGGCCGCCAACACGUUCCUGACGCCCUUCAGCGACCAGGAGUCCGGGGUGCAGUAUCUCAGCUGCGCGAAGCUUAACACGUGGACGCAGAGCGAGUACGACGGACCGGCGACCGGCAACGGCAAGGUGUCUUUGGACAACUACAAUUUCAUGCUCAAGUGCUCGGGCCAGACGGAGGUCGUCGAGUUUAUCGCCAUGCCGAUAGUGCACGGGUUCCAGAAGCGCAUGCAGACGGACGUGCGCGCAGACGACGGGGUCGAUUUCGAACAGAGCGACUCAUUCAUCGAGCGGCUGCACGGAUGGAUGCACGCGCAUUGUUCCGCUGUCGCCAGCGCACUCUCGCUCGACGGCUACGCCUACACCAUAUACCGUGCUGCGAAGCAGGCUCUGGAUGACAUCUGUCAGACCGUGCCGAUGCCACAGGUGUUCAAGGCGAAGUUGAAUUUCCUUCACAGCGACUUGCUUCGCGGAACGCACCGGGUGCACCGCGGGGCCCAGUUCGCCAGGGACUAUAUCGCCCAGCAUGCCGCCCAGGGCGGCGGCGGCGCCCUGGCGCCGCUUCCGCCCCUCGAUGCCGCUCGCUGGCGUCGCCUCCCCAGUGUCGACGACGUCGCGAUGGGCCUCCACAAGGUGCUGCGCCAAAUUGACCUUCACUUCGGGUUGUACCGUUUCCACGCAGCCCAGAAGGCCGCAGCCGCCGAGGGCAAUCAUCGCUCUGGUGCCGACUGCAGGGGCGUUGGCGGACGUUCGGCGGCCGUUCUGGCAGCUCCCGACGUCGCGGAGGCCGCGGUGAAGGGUCUCACGCCGUCCGAGCUGAUGCGGCAAUUUUUGCUCAUCCGCGCCCCCAAGGGGCAGACUUUCACGGCGGCGGACGCGAGGCAGUGGCUCCGAAACAAGAGGGAUUCGUGGUACAGGACGGACCUGGCCCAGAAGAUAUCCGACGGCCUGGCGGCGCUGGUCGCGGCGCAUCUCGUCGACAGGGUCGCUGGUGUCGCCGACGCGGGGGAGUCCACCUCGAGGGCCGAGGCGGCGCCAGGCAAGCGCACGGUCAACCCCAAGGGCGAGGGCACGUUCAAGAAGCGCAAGCUCGAGGCCAUCUUGGCGGACGCCGACGCCACGGAGGAGCGCAAGCGCUUGCGAGUCAACACGAGCGAAUUUGAGUGA
Molecule: messenger RNA, 7845 nt
Organism: Prorocentrum cordatum
Lineage: Eukaryota; Dinophyceae; Prorocentrales; Prorocentraceae
Source: the annotation of a GenBank genome assembly